Molecule: messenger RNA, 2395 nt
Organism: Clarias gariepinus (North African catfish)
Lineage: Eukaryota; Metazoa; Chordata; Actinopteri; Siluriformes; Clariidae
Product: secretin receptor
Exons: 13
Coding region: 257-1582 (441 amino acids)
Biological process (GO): cell surface receptor signaling pathway; adenylate cyclase-modulating G protein-coupled receptor signaling pathway
Cellular component (GO): plasma membrane
Molecular function (GO): G protein-coupled peptide receptor activity; peptide hormone binding; secretin receptor activity
Source: RefSeq, a predicted model, not a curated record
CGUCCUACCCGAGUGAUCACGGUUCAUGUUGCUGCUUUAAAGGGAUAGUUGGGAUAGAAACUUUAGCACAAUCGAGUGAAUUCUGUUAGUGUAAAGCUGUGAUUUUUUUUUCCCCGGAUCCAUGCGGAGCCAUGCGUGUUACAAGCCUAGAAAUGUGCAAAUGCGUCUUUGAGGUGAGGCGCGUGCUGUUAACAGGCGGGAAGUUUAACGCCUGUGCGCCAGGUGCAGGAGAGCGCGUGACUUCAACUGCAGCGCAAUGAAGCUCUCGGAGAUCCACCAAGCUGCACUAGCGGCUCUCAUCACUUUCUCAUCCUCACACGUAAAAUCAAUCCCCUUGGAGUGUGAUCCGGAGUACCUAUGGCUUCAGGAAGAGGAGAACUGCAAAAACAUUAUCCACCAAGACAACAUUACACAUGCUAACUCCACAGGAUGCAGUGGAUUAUGGGAUGAUGUGAACUGUUGGCCUCCUGCAGAAGUUGGAGAUGUGAUCUCUCAACAGUGCCCAACGUUCCUCAUGGUCAAAGGAAUUGUAAGGAGAAACUGUACAGAGAAUGGGUGGUCAGAUCCGUUCCCACCGUAUGUGCUGGCCUGCAGAUACUCGAAUGUCAUGGUGAACCCUCCCUCAGAUAUGACACUGGUGUCACAUGAGUACUUUCUGUGGGUAAAGAUCAUGUACUCAGUGGGUUACAGCAUCUCCCUCAUCUCUCUCACCAUUGCUUUCAUGCUGCUGUGUGUAUUCAGAAAGCUCCAUUGCACUCGGAAUUUCAUCCACAUGCAGCUCUUUUUGUCCUUCAUUUUGCGGGCUGUUUUAAUUUUCAUCAGAGAUGCAGUGUUACACGACUCACAGGAUUAUUACCACUGUGACUCUCACCCGAUUGGAUGUAAAGUGGCACUGAUUUUUUCUAACUAUGGAAUAUUGGCCAACUACAGCUGGCUGCUGGUCGAGGGUCAUUACCUGCACAGCCUCAUUCAUCUGUCUCUACGUUCCCCAAGAAAACGCUUCCACUGGUACAUCAGCUUUGGGUGGGGCGCUCCUAUGCUCAUCAUCAUUGCGUGGAGUGUUGCCAAAUAUCUGCAGGAGGAUGAGGGGUGUUGGGAGACAAGAAGCAGAGGCUGGAUCUGGUGGAUUCUGAGAGUUCCUGUAAUCCUGUUCAUUACCGUGAACCUCCUGUUUUUCCUGAGAAUCAUGCAAACAAUAGUAAGCAAGAUGAGAGGUCCGGACAUGAUUGGAAAUGAGUUUAAACAGCACAAGAAGCUGGCCAAGUCCACACUGCUGCUAGUGUCACUGUUUGGUGUGCAGUAUGGCCUCUUCACCUUCUUUCCCGAUGGAGUCAACCUCCUCACUUUCCAGAUCUGCAAUGCCAUUGAGCUCGCCCUGGCCUCCACACAGGGCUUUACAGUUGCACUUCUAUACUGCUUCCUGAAUGGAGAGGUUCAGCAUGAGAUUACACGCCGCUGGCGACGGUGGCGCCUCAAGCAGAGUGUCCAUGGCGACACCAGAUUGCACAAUGGUUCCCUCAGCCAAAGUGGCCUACCACUCACACAGAUCUCUCUCUUAGGCAGACAUAAUAAUAUGUCCUAACAAACACACAGCAGACUAUAACACAGUCAAACUCAAUAAAAUAUUAUACACACAAUCAACUAUAGAAAAAAACAUUAGCUUUUACUAUUUACAAAUUAUAAACCUUAACAGUGACACACACACACACACACACACACGCACACAUACGCACACGCAUACAGACAUGCAAAGUCUCAGUUGCCAGGAUUUAGGCGCAUUAUUCUGCUGUUAAUAGAAUCUGAGUUUACUAAAAAUCAUUUUGUCAAGCUAUUUAAAACACUGCAGUAUAAGAACAAGGUUUCAUGUUGUAUUGAUAUGAUACCAUAUAGUGGCUUUAAGGCCACAAACUGCCUAACUGUCUAAAUAAGCAGUAGCUUAGUCAUUUUUAUGUUUGUUUUAUGUGAUGUUAUAAAUUUUCGACAUUUUUGCAAACUGAAUCAAAUACUUUAAGACUAAACCAAACACUCCAAAUAAUAUAUUGUUUGAAUGAUCUUGGAUUAUGUUCCACUGUCUUUGUUUACUAUAGUUUAAAUGAUAUAUUCAUAGCCAAGGGCUCGUUUGCAGAAAAUCAUUUUCUCAAAGCACUUAUCCUGGGAAAAUUAAGCCCAUAUUCUCCAGUUUCAAUACCGUUCAGCUUGUUGUGUUGUCUACAUGCACAUAAUAAAGCACUGAAGAUGUUUGUUGUUACUUGCUAAAGGCCAAUGGUGUAGUAUUUUUUGCUGCUGGUUAGUACAAUAGAUUAUAAACAUGAUUAAAGUCGAAAUUUGUGUAUGGUGUGAGACACACAUGCUUUGUUUUUUUUUAUAUACAUGAUGUAAAAUUUGUGAGGUUAUG